CCAACUGCCGGAAAGUGCUGCGCAAGGAAAAAAGAAUCAGAGUAUCUCCGCCUUUGACAAGAGGACCAAGUGCCUUUAUUCCAGAAAAAGAGGUUGUCCAAGCAAACACGGCAGAUGAACGUACCAACUUUCUUGUAGAAGAAUACUCGACGACUGGUCGCCUGGACAACAUCACUCAGGUUAUGAGUUUACACACUCAGUACCUGGAGUCUUUCUUACGCAGUCAGUUUUACAUGCUGCGCAUGGAUGGUCCUCUUCCUUUGCCCUACAGACACUACAUUGCUAUCAUGGCUGCAGCCAGACAUCAGUGUUCUUACUUAAUAAACAUGCACGUUGAUGAGUUUCUGAAGACUGGAGGGAUUGCCGAGUGGUUGAAUGGCUUGGAAUAUGUCCCACAGAGACUGAAGAAUCUCAAUGAAAUAAAUAAGCUGCUUGCUCAUCGACCCUGGCUAAUCACAAAAGAGCAUAUUCAGAAACUUGUCAAAACUGGAGAGAAUAAUUGGUCUCUGCCUGAACUAGUGCACGCUGUCGUCCUUUUGGCACAUUAUCAUGCCUUGGCAAGCUUUGUUUUUGGUAGUGGUAUUAAUCCAGAGAGAGAUCCAGAUACGUCUAAUGGAUUCAGGCUAAUAUCAGUCAACAACUUCUGUGUCUGCGAUCUUGCCAAUGACAACAACAUUGAAAAUGCAUCCCUGACAAGCAGCAACUUUGGGUUUGUGGAUUCAUUGAGCGAGCUCGAGGCUUUAAUGGAAAGGAUGAAGCGGCUUCAAGAAGAGAGGGAGGACGAAGAGGCCUCACAGGAAGAGAUGGCCACUCGUUUUGAGAAGGAGAAGAAAGAAAGUCUCUUUGUGGUGUCUGGAAGUACUUUCCACUCAUUUUCCCCAACAGUUUUCGAUGAUGACAUGGUCUCAACAUCUGAUGUCUCCCGGUACAUCGAAGACCCCGAUUUUGGGUACAAAGACUUUGCCAGGCGAGGGGAAGAGCAUUUGCCAACGUUCCGAGCUCAGGAUUACACUUGGGAAAAUCACGGAUUCUCCCUGGUGAACAGACUAUACUCCGACAUUGGUCAUCUCCUUGAUGAAAAGUUCAGGAUGGUCUACAAUCUCACGUACAACACUAUGGCCACACACGAAGAUGUGGAUACCACAACGUUGAGAAGAGCUUUAUUUAAUUAUGUUCACUGUAUGUUUGGAAUCAGGUAUGAUGACUAUGAUUAUGGAGAAGUUAAUCAGUUACUUGAACGAAGCUUGAAGGUUUACAUUAAGACAGUGACUUGCUACCCUGAGAGAACUACCAAGCGCAUGUAUGAUAGUUACUGGCGACAGUUCAAACACUCAGAAAAGGUUCAUGUAAAUUUGCUUUUAAUGGAAGCACGAAUGCAAGCAGAACUUCUGUACGCACUUCGGGCUAUAACUCGCCACUUGACUUGAAGCGGCGGCGUUCGGAGGGGGACAGCGCGUCGUCGAUAUGUAAAAGACCUUUUCACAUAAGAUACUCGCCAGAAGCCGUUUGUGAUGUAGCAUCAAAAAAUUAUUCAAUUCUCUAGUGUCAAAGUUUAGCCGUGUUUUGGGCGGCGGUAACGUGCAAUGAUGUGUUUUUUCUUUUUCUUGAUGCUUAACAUUACUAACGAGAGCAGAAAUAACUGAGGAGCACUACUUUUACAUUGUUUCUAGUUGGAAUCUUGGGAUACUGGUCCCAAAUCACGACCCUGGUUAAUGCUUCACUUCAGCGCUUUUGGGGUGGGGGUGGGGGGGUGUACGUGUGCGUGUGUGUGCACGCGUGCGUGCACGAAUCUGUGUACUCUGGUUUUUUUUGUUUGUUUUUUUCAAUGUACUGGAGGAGAAGCGCUUACAAUCCAUUCAAGCAAUCAUUUUCAGAUGAUUGGAAUCCAAUAAUGCUGUGUCCUAAAAUCUUGUAAAGGAAAAAGCAUGCACUGUAAAGCCAAUCUGUUUCCUGGGUGCUUCUUUGCCGCCCGCCCCCAUCCCUCUCCGCCCCGGGUGGCUGUUUUUCUGGCACUCCAGCUGGUGACAAUGACUGGAAUGUGACCCCAGCACGGCCCACGGUUUAAUGUGAAACGAAUCGAGAAACUCUCUAGCAUGCUACUGAGAUGCCACAGUUCAACUGUUAGAUUUCCUUCGUGAAACAGAAGAGGUUUGUUUGCCAUUUCAGAGGUGUAUCUUAAGGUGAAGUUCUGCACAAUCCUUCCCGUUACUGACAGUAACCCUCAGUCAGUUGAAAGUAUCAACGUUCAUUAGAGUGCUGCUUACCGUUCAUUUCGUUGGCACCUGUAAAGUUUCACCUACACAAGAUUGACCAAAAAUGUUUUUCUUUGCACAUUUUUCCUUUCUCAUAGUGCUUUUCUCUCUUGUGGAAAGCGGAGGAAGGCUGAUAUAUCUGUAUUUUUCCUGGUAGGUUUUAGAAAUGAUUUCCCGUCAUUUCCCUUCAUGUAAUAGGUUGAGCGGUAAUAUUAAAAGGUGAAAAUGAUGUUUCUAUGCAUUAAUGUGAGUGAACAAAAAGAAAGUGCAAUAUAUUCUAGAAAACGAAAUAAGCUUUCCCCUAUGAUGUCACUGCAAAAGUGUCCUUCUAAAAAUACAGCCAUGAAGAAAUGUUUUGUUGAAUUUCUUUAUUGCACAUGGCUUAACGUUUUUGUUUAACUGGCUGGGGUUGACAAAUCUUCUCUCUUAAGAUGCCAAAGUGCUCCACCCCCCCAAAAAAUAUAUCUAUUUGGACCACUGUUAGUACAAAAAGACUCAUUUUUUCAUUGGUUUGUGUUGCUUGACUAGCUAACUUCCAAGAGCACAAAAUAUCUGUGUUUAUAGCUUUACUUUGUAUUUUGUUACUGAACCAGUGAAGUGCCUAAAGAGAUGCUUGCACCAAUCCAAGUAGGACACAACUGCACUGCUAAAACACUUUUUUUUUUGUUAAAUAAGGGUGACUUUAUUUUUUUUUAAACAGUUCCAUUUUUUUUCAGUGUGAAUAAGGUUAAAAUUUUUCCGUUCAAUUUCCGGCGGAGAUUCCAGACUAGCUUUGUUUUUGCCAUCUCGGUCUGACUUUACUCUCCAUGAAAAGCAUCACGGACCAGUUUUGUUACAAAAUCUGAACUUUGUCCCAGUUGAUGAGCCCUUGCUCUGACAGUACCUAGGCAGUUUCCCUUUGAUCAUCCAUUCCAUAUGGGGAUGAUGAAAAUUGUUCUAUAAACUUAAUUCAAGGUAGUUCUGCAGUUUGGGAUUGCAGGCGUUCUUGCUUGAAGUCCUCCAGAUGAGGAAAAAUAUUGCUCAUGAAGACAGGGUGGUUUAUUUAAAGAAAUUUUUCAAAGAACUGUGUGGCAGAAUCUCUUUUUUUUCAUUGCAUACUCAAGUUGAAUUUUUUCAAUAUAGUGGUUUAGAUAAACUUCAAGACGAUUCAAGAGUAUUUCAAGAGGCAGAUAAUGAGCAUACCCGUAUAUAUGUGUAUAUAUGUAUAUGUGUGUAUGUAUGUUCACACAUUCAUCUAUAUAUAGAUAUAUAGGUUAUACAUAUCUGUACAUGUAUAUCUACAGAUAUAUAUAUAUGUACAUGUAUAUAUAUGUAUAUAUAUGGGUUUGACAUCUCUAGUGGCUUCAAGUUAAGGAUGCUGUUAACAUCUUCUAUCUGCUUGGGCUCUUUUGGUGAGUAGCCCAGAUUUUGAAGCAGGUGAUCUCCAAGGGAACAAAGAGAGAAAUGUUUUUCUGAGAUGCGAAUGGAGGAGUCAGAACAGAACAGCAGAUGAGCUUCACAAAGAAGUUGAAAUGAGACUUAGGUAACAUUAUAAUUGAGCCACUUAACUGUAAUUUUCUUUCCGGAAAUGUAAGUAGCUUGAGUUUGGGGUAUGGAAAUAACAGUGCCUUUACUGGAUCUCUUUCCUGGCAGAAUUUCCUUUCAGCUCAGCAUCCAUCUUGCCAACGAUGGGAGAAGUAAUUAGACUUUGAACUAUAAGCAGAAAAUGAAACGAUUUCUAUGUAAACCUCGAAGUGAAUCAACCUAGAAAAUUGAUUUUGGAAGGUGCCGGUGCACCUUUUAAAACACAGCAACACAUAGGAUUCCUGGUUGUGAAAUGCCGUUUUACACCGAGUUUGCUGUUUCCUUUCUAUAUGUGAUGCAAACUUGUGAUUCUGAUGCGGUUUUCCAGGGUGGUAUUUUUUCAGAGUAUUGAAUUUACUAUGUAAUAAUUUCUAGUCUAGCUUUUAUACUCAAAUGUGAUAUUUUUAAAAUAGACGUUUGUUCGGAAUAGGUGUAAAGUUAUGAUUCUACCAUAUGCUUCUCUACACCUUGGGCUCACAUUGUGCCAAACUUAAAUGUGCAAGUGUCAGUUUUAAAAAAAAUGCACGUAUGAAUGUGAAUUCUUCAACUCUGUUGCUUAUAUUGUUGAAACAAAUUUUAAUAAUAAAUCCCAUGGAGUUCUAUGCUAAAGUAACCUGUAUUUACCUUCUCUUGCUGGAGUCUUUCCGUCUCACCAGCUUGAUUAGGGAUGAGUGUGUCCAUUUUCUCAGGCUGACCUGCCUGUGGGGUAAUAGGGAAGGCAGAUAGUCUGCCCAUUAGCCCCAAGCCUUCCGGCUUGGCUUCAGUAGUGAGUAGUCAGAUGCAGUGGGAACUCAUUGAAUUAGACUUGCUGGUCAGGGAUUCGUAAAGAAUUGGGAGGGAGGAACUUUGCAUGUGGAAAAGGACUACUGAUUAACCUUUGACCGUUGCAACCAGCUGCAGGUUGUCUGCCUUUGGAGAGAUGGCCACGGAUGCCAGUGGAAAUAAUGUCUCAAGGCUUAAGACCAAAUGCGUCAGGAAAGCCGGUGACCUCUGAUGGUGUCUUGAAAAAUCUCAAUAGAAGGGAAGCGGGGGGCAGGAAAUAGCAAAGCUGUCUCGCUUAAGCAAAAUGAUUCACCUCAGUCUAGCCCCAUAUUCAACUUCCACGGUCUCGUACAUAUGUUAGCUGAGCUUCGAAAGUUAAGCGAAAUUGUCCUGUGACAGUUUCUCCUCUGACUGCUCUGUCCUACGAUAAAUUCUUCACUUCCCAGGUCACAGUGAAUUCAAACUAUCCACAGACAUAAUUGUACAAGAAUGUAGUCCCGUGACUGCCUCCAAUUUUUGAUUCAGACUAGAUGUGUCUGAAGCGGUAAAGCUGUAAGAAGAAGAUAAUAGAAAAAAUGACUAUCAUGAAUAUUUUAGUAGUGAUUUCUGCUACAGAAGUACAGUGUCUGGAAAAGGAAGCUUAAACUUCUAAAUGAUUACUUACCUGGAAAAUCAAAACUUUAACUUCCCUCUCAAAUAGAGCCCUAUUUGCGUUCUUUUGGGCAGAUAAGCUUGGGGCAAAGGCAUCAGGUAAAAAAAUCAUCAGUGCCAAGCAGAAUAAAACCAAAGUACUCUGCACAAAGCUCCCAUUGAUGACCUUCUCCCCUUAGCCCAAACCUCAGCCAGAAAUCAAGCACGUGAUUCCUGAUAUCAUUUCGGAGUUUGAAAUGCAUUUAUAAAAUCGGAAUCCGCUCUGCCUGGCAGUCCCCGGUGCUUUCUCUUCAGGUGACUUGAAGCCAAAUUGAGCCGUUUUCCCGCAUGCCCCACUCCUAAAUGAGUCCAGCCAUGUUGGGUACCCAAAAAACAUUUUCAGAGCACUCAUGGUGUUGAAAUCUAGAAUUCUGGCCCUCGAGUAUUGAUUCGUCUAUAUCACAAACCAACCAUUGAUUUGGGAUGGGAAUGGGGCAGUGAGGGAAAGGCAGAGACGGAGUUAUGUGGGGAAGUUUGCCCUUAUCUGCCUGUGAGUCGAGGACACGGUCAACUGUAAUGUUUAGUGUGUAGUUGCCCGAGAGAGAGAACAGGGCAAGCGAACCCUUCCACCCAAACCAUCCUUACUCACCCGCUCCAAGCAGUCCUUUCUCCUGUAUAUCCCUCCUCCCCUCGAGGCCAAACAAGAAAGUCACUUGAUUCUUGUUCAAAGCCACCAUUGCUUUAUCACUCCCAUAAAUCCACUUAGUCUGGAUGGAACCAACUUGCUGUUGCAGCUUCCUAAACCGUGUCCUCUCUGGGACCCUGUCUCUUUGAUCAUGAGCCCCAACGUGGGACAUGGACAAGUCUCAUCUUGUAUCACUCCCUCCCGACACUUAGCACAGUGCUCGCCACAUAGCGCUUGAUGAGUACCGUAACCAACUCCAAAUUUAAUUUUCCAUCCACAUGGAUGAAAUUGUUUUCUUCCCUCCAAUGCCUUUCACCUUUUCCAAGUCUAGCAAUUUUUUUACUCCCCUCUGCCGCACCCCUGAACGGCCUCCUCCUGAGUGGAACCAGUUGAUUUUGAAAAAAGGACUUAAUCACCUGAUGCACUUGGUAUCGUAUCCAAGUCUGGCCCAGAAAGCCAAAAGACUUGAAAGGGGAGAAUUUAGCAGGUACUGGAAACGCUCCGGGUGUGUUAGCCAAGCCAUCUGGAGACGAGUUAAAUUCUUGCCCAGACUUUUGGAUUGGUUCAGUGUCCUUUGGUGACAGUAGUAUUAUUCAUUAAGCGCCUACUGUGUGAAAAUACCGUACUAAGCACUGGGAACAAAACAUGGAUGAGAAUUAGACACAGUCCCUGGAUCUCAAGGCACUCAGAAUCGAGAAUAUGGGGGUACAGGGAGAGGGACUCACGUAAGGGAACAGCUCGCUCUGAUGGUACAGACACAGAGAAUUCUGUGGGAUUAUUUGGGUGAUUGUUCGUCUUUUUGAGAAGCAGUUCUCUAGGACUAUAGUAGACAGACCAGCCUCGUAAAUGACCUAGCAUCCCUGGGGAAAAUGUUUGGGCCUUGUAAAGCCUUGACCAUUAGUAGGAUUUAGAGGUGGGAGAAGGGGCUCGGGUGAAGGACAGCGGCGUUAUUCACAUCGUAAACGCCUGAAUUGAUGUUUCCCCUGGAGUGCAAAAAUGAAAUGGAUAUCCACGGAGAUUCCCUUGAGUGUCUGUGGAAGCCCUUCAAAUAGGGAAUACUGGAAAAUGGCCUUUAGAAUAAAUAUCUAUUUUACAACCCUAAUGACAAUUUGAAGCGUUAGUAAAUCUGAGGACGAUUACUUAAGACUUGUUUGGCUCUAAUAUUUUUGGGGGGGUCUUGGUGCCCUUAGAUUCUCCCAUAAAGUCGAAUGUGCGGUCUAUACCGGAAAGAGGGCGUCUUUACGUAAGUGACCGGCGAGGCAUAUCCGAUCGAACGUUGAACGAUCACCUAUCUAGUCCUUUCACCUCAGAAAGGAGGAUUUGGGUCGAAGCAGUACCCAUCCUGCCUGUGGACGGCAGAUGGAUCAAUUUUCCUUUCUAACAGUGAGCGACCAUUUGUUUUCUUACCUGAAUGUGUCAGAUUCAGUGAGAAAGAAGCUCAGACAUCCUGAAAGGAAAAUCGCCCGAGGUGUCCGUGGCCCCGAGUGGUCAUCUAAUGGUUCCUGGGGAGACCUGUCAAUCUUCCUGUCCUUAUCCCUCCUUUCACUUUGACCCUCUCCUCCCGCCUAAGAUGAGACACACAUAGCAAAUAAACCGCAUGCUGGAUGGUGAGGCAUUUCACCGGUAGGUUUAAAUUUAAAGCACAUCCAUUCACACAAUCUACAUCCGGCGAAGAAACACGUCUUGAAACCUUGGACUCUUGCCUCAACCCUCUUCUUUAACCCCACGAAACCUGAAAAUACUUUUCCUGGUCAUGGUAGAACUGGAUGUAUCCUGUAGCUUAUAAAUAGGAUCUGAACUUGAAAUUUCUUUUGUAGCCUGAUUUUGCUGGACAGCUGCAUAAUGAAUGUAUAUAUUAUGUCUUUGUAGCUGAAGUGCAAAUCGAAAUCAGAAUGCCAAUUUCCUGACUUUCAGAUGGACAUUGUUUUCUCCUUUUUUAAGUUGUGAGCAAUAUAUGUAGCAUGCUGUGAACGUCUAUUAUCUUCUAGUUAUUCUUUAAUUCAUCAGUAUUAAUACAAAUUAUCUUUCGUGUUCCUUGGUACUUUUUAGCCAAUGUAAUCAGAAGCUGUGAUGUUUCGCCUUUGCAGUCCUGUGCUUUGUUACUGUAAUGUUUGAUUUUUUUUUUUAUGAAGCACGUGACUUUGGGCUAAUGUGAGGCAGAUGGUGUGAUCUCUAAGACUGCCAUAUAUCAGUCUCGUAGUAUGUAAGAUUUUUCAUUAGAAUAAGCUUUUAACAAACAAAUUAUUGAUGCAAUUUAGGAUUCACACAAGUUACAAUGUCGGGUGUCAGUCGUAUAUUUAUAGUUUUAAUUCCUAAAGUAGCAGACUUGAUAAACAUAGCCACUUUAAAAUUGCUCUUGCUGAAACAGACCCUGCUCUAGGUAAAAGUCUAAUGCCGUGAAUGAUCAUAAACUUUUACAAAUCACCUGGUCGUUCACCCCGUGAGUCAGCAGUUACGGACUUUCUUAUGGAUCCGGAGAGCUUUUGGCGUAACUAGUUUUUUUGUUUUUUGUUUUUGUGUUUUUCUUCUGUUGCUGAUUUGUAGCUCAGAAUGACUGUCAACUGACCAAGAUGGAUCAGUUUGUGUGGAACCUUUUAGUGCUUUCGGUCCUGAUUUGAAGAAACAAGGUAAUAUUAUUUGAACAGAUGCAGAAGGAACUGUUAAUGAGUGCUGACAAGCACGUUAUAAACAAAGGAAUUGUGUAUUAACAUGUUAACAGCAAUUCAUAAAUCUGCACUUUUUAUGACAUUUUGAAAUUCUAUUUAUAGGUACGGAACAAUGGGGUUUGUUAAACUGUAUCGCAUUUAUACUUGCUGAAAUUUCUUUCAUUGUUAUUAGUAGGAAUUUUAUUGGUUCAAUAAAAUUGGGAAAACCGAA
Tachyglossus aculeatus (Australian echidna) is the source of this 8769-nucleotide messenger RNA. It is a transcript of the gene SESN3, whose product is annotated as sestrin 3. The transcript has 10 exons. Gene Ontology annotation, molecular function: L-leucine binding; oxidoreductase activity, acting on peroxide as acceptor. The record is from RefSeq and is a predicted model, not a curated record. Bases 183 to 1427 code for a protein of 414 amino acids. Lineage: Eukaryota; Metazoa; Chordata; Mammalia; Monotremata; Tachyglossidae. Gene Ontology annotation, biological process: cellular response to leucine starvation; cellular response to L-leucine; regulation of response to reactive oxygen species. Gene Ontology annotation, cellular component: nucleus.